Messenger RNA from Dreissena polymorpha, 1260 nucleotides. Its product is annotated as integumentary mucin C.1-like. NCBI's taxonomy places the organism in Eukaryota, Metazoa, Mollusca, Bivalvia, Myida, Dreissenidae. The record is from RefSeq and is a predicted model, not a curated record. The transcript has 6 exons. The coding region runs from base 28 to 744 and encodes 238 amino acids.
UCGACCUGGUGUUGGAUAGUGCACGACAUGAUUCCAUCGGCGUUCUUGGUGGCGGUGGUAUUUCUUUCGUGUUGCUACGUUGUGCGAUGUAAUGUGCUUAGUCCAUGUAAUGCAACGGUAGAGUGUGCAAAUGAUACCACAGUUUGUGAAAAUGAUUUUUGUCAUAUUCGAGUCGAUCAUGUAUGCACAAAAGAAACUACAACAACCGUCGCAAUAACUGUAACAACACCUGCCCAAACAUUCACACCCGCUGGACCAACCCAGCCAGGUGCACGUUCCCAAGCAUCGAGUUCUACCUCGGCACCAACAACUACUGCGGCAACAACAACUACUGUGACAACAACAGCUACUGCGGAAACAACAACUAUUACGACAACAACAACAACUACUGCGGCAACAACAACUACUGCGGCAACAACUACUAAUGCGGCAACAACAACUAAUGCGGCAACAACAACUACUGCGACACAUACAACAACAACGGAUCCUGCCACAACAAUAGUGGCUCCAACAGCAUCAACUGCUAGCCGAAAACGAAGAAGACGUAGUACAAACCAACAAGAGUGUGUUUCAAACGCAAGCUGUGUAUCAGUCGAACAAACAACACUGAUGUGCGCGUGUUAUGAUGGCUAUACUGCAGAUAAUGGAAAGUGCAACAAAGAUCCUGGCAAUGGCGCGGGACAUUUGAGAGUGACGGACCUUUUUACUGUCAUGGUGAUGACAGUGCUGAUGUUUCUCAUAUAGAAAACCCUUCAGUGCUGCAGUGGUCCAUUGACUUGUCGUUACCAUUGCCUACCGUUUGUAAAUAACUCUAUAUCUUUAGGAUUUGUAAUGGAACAAUUAUUUUGUAAAUACUAAAAUAAAAAAAGUCGUGUGCAGGAGACCACAUUUAGUUUGUAUCUGCAUAUAAAUUUGAAAGUUCAUUUAUCAAUACAGAAAAUAUCUUUUUCAAACGCUAAAACAACUACAACAGAAACAAAACUUUCACAAACUUACGAUUUUACAAACACAGAGCGCACACUUCGAACGGUGUGAUUUCAACAUUAUUGAUGCAUGAUCUGGCUUUGAAAGUGCGUGUCCCCCGUGUCUACAGACUAUGUCACUGAGAGUGUACAUGUAUGAGAGUUCCGGUUAUCUGCGCAUGCCUGAUGAAGCCGUUGUGCCGACCAACCGGCAAUGACAGAUCAACCAGAACAGUGUGUGUUUUUUUGAAGGCACUUGAGCGCCACUUUUGGUCGGAUAUUUCAUGAAGCGAAUAAA